Molecule: messenger RNA, 741 nt
Organism: Euleptes europaea (tarantolino)
Lineage: Eukaryota; Metazoa; Chordata; Lepidosauria; Squamata; Sphaerodactylidae
Exons: 7
Coding region: 1-741 (246 amino acids)
Source: RefSeq, a predicted model, not a curated record
AUGCAGGUCUCUCUCAACGAUGGUGCUCACCAGCUCCGCAUUUUUCACAACAGCCCUCUUCCAGAUCAGCCCUUCUCUGUCAGUUCUCUGGCUGCAUCAGGACGGUAUGUGCCCUGUGCAACCCUGCUGGUGAGGCUUCUCAAGGCUCCUGUGAAUUCCAGCCGUCAAACCUUGAAAAGGACCGCGGUCCCCCAGACCAACUGGGCCAAGCUGGGUCUCUUCCAGGCCCAGCCUGAUUACUCUGAUGGAGUCUAUUAUUCAGAUUCAGCCAAACCCUCUGCAGGAGAAAGUUGCUUCUAUGAGGCCAUGGCAAACAGGUCUGUUGUCUCUGUUCGGGAAAUUGUUCACCAGUUUGCUGGAAAUAACAGCCUAAGCACAGAUAACGAGAUCUCCAACUGGAUCCACCAGAAACUCACCCGGCUACCUGGCAACAUCUCCCAGACUUUCAACCUCACCUAUGUCUCCAGAUACAUCCCAGCCUAUGGUGUCAAGUUUGCCCUGGACAGAGCCAUGAACUUGCCUUGGGUUGGCUUGACAAUGGCCCACUUCUGCUUCAACCCACCUGCAGCUUUUUAUUAUGGGAGCCAGUGGAUGAAGUACGAUUACCCCAUUUUUGUCAAGGCACUUGACAUCAACAGUUUCCAGCAAUGGCCCUCGUGGCUUGAUGGCUUCAAGUCCUGCCCGCACAGGGCUUACCAUGAAUAUGCAACGGUGAUUAUCCAUCUGUUUGAGAAAGAGUGA